AUGCCCAACAUCAAAGUCGCCUCGGAAAAGCGGAAAAGGGUACUAAAAGUCUGCAACACAUGUAAGACACGUAAGCAAAAGUGCGAUGGCCUAAUAAAUUGCAAGAAUUGCCGCAAGCGAGGGUUUCAAUGCGUGUAUCGGCCGAGUAAGUCCACCGACUCGUCAAGCGACUCAACUGCGUCUUGCUCGUCUUCAAGGCACGAUUUGGGCGAGCAAUCACCAGAAGCUGCCGAACACUGUGAUACACCAGGCACAAGCGGGAAAACAGCCGGCCAAUAUACUGUAAGAGAAUCAGCAAGUCCAGGGAAACUGGACGGUUUCCGCAUUGUUUCUACAUUAAGAUCCGAAGAAAUUGGAAAAUACACGCCCCCUCGUACAGAGUAUUGCCAGCAGCGAUAUCAAACCCUUGUUACAUUGCAUCUUCCGUUACUUGAACUUCCAGACUUUUCUGAUUGCUAUUCCACCGAAUCUUUCGUGGCCCUUGUCAAGCAAUAUCUGAAGCUAGGCUCUGGAUCUUCAAAAUUUACAGAGUCGUCGUGCAUCUGGUUUGGGCCACAGCAAACUAGCCCUGCUAGCCCCAACUCAACAUGGCCGCCUGAUUUGCCUCAUAUCGAUAUUUCGAGGUUGUUAGUGGACAACUAUUUCGCUAAUUAUAUUGACCAGGCUAAGACGCUUGGCCUCAUCAAUGUUGUAAGCCUCGACUCCGUCCAAGCUAUCCAAGCCACACUGCAUCAACCCUACAAUGGACCAAGCCAGGUGUGCAUCUCAGAUCUGUGCAUUAUCUAUCUGGUACUAGCAAUCGGGCUUGCGUUCGAGUCUGGUCCGACAGAAAGAGAUGUGCAGGACCCCAAUCUCAAAAAACAGUUUUUCGACACCAAUCUGAAAGAACAGUUUUUCGUAAGCGCUGAAGCAUUGCUUCCGCCAUUGAAAACAUACAGAAGAACAGAGAGCUGCAGUAGUGUCCCAUGGGUCCUCCAGGCUCUCGUUUUGAUGUCGUUUUACAUGCUGUGUGUAUGCAGGCGGCAUGAUGCACACUCUUACUGUGUUCAAGCUUUCGAAAUUGCUCACUCGUUCGGGAUUCAUCGAGGGAAAGAGACCGAAGUCGAGAGCUGGUCUGAUGCCGAAAAGAGAUCGAGACGAAAUGUCUGGAGAAGCCUCUUCGUUCUCGACAGAUUACUCGCUGCCACAUUAGGCAAGCCACUGGCUAUUAACCAAUAUACUGAUGAGUCUCUUAAACUACAGGAGGGGACCAUUCUCAACUCUGCAGUCGAUGCAUGCCGGAUUAUCGGUGAAACCGUCAAGGUUGUAUAUUCCAAACCCAUGACGAUGAAAACCGUGAAAGUUCUGAUAGGAUACCUGGACUCUGUUGCAGACGUCAAAGUCGACCUCCCGGCCCUUUCUGUGGAACAAGUUCGCGUCGACUCGUUCCGCAUCUAUGCUGACAUUCUUCUUUGCCGGCCAUUUUUUCUUCUCCGCCUCAUCGCUUCUAGGGAAGAACGCCGGGCUUUGGAUAAUAUCGAGCCACAAAUUAACGAGCUAUCCCAGAGAUGCGUAUCCGUAUCAAUCCAAGCAAUAAACAUGUUCAAAAAAGGCACGCGUUCCACUCCGCCUCUUCCUGUCGAUCCAUUUGUUCCGUGCGUUUUGAUCGAAGCGACAUAUGUACUACUUUGUAGUAUGUAUGCAGGCAUACAUUUGACAGAAGAACAUUUGUCACUGGUAAAAGGCGCAAUAGCCAUGUUGGAGACAGUAAAAAAAACGAACUCUUGUGCGGAGCAUUCCACUUCGGUGCUAAAUUUGUUCCUACAUGAUGUCAAUCGUCAGAAUCGUGCAACGAUCGUCAAGCCGGAGCUCAAGGGACAUGCAUAUGAAUCCAGCCAAUACCGCUCUCCUUUCUAUCCGCCAACACAGAGCGGUUUGGUACCGCCUUACGACAGUCGUCGAAGACCAGCAGCUGAUGAUCGUAAUGCUAUCAAACAAGAAAGCCAUGAUCAUCCAAACGCUUCCGCUUCUAUAUCUUUGUCUCCACACAUGGGCAGCACGUUUCACCACCAACCUUCAGUCGAAACCCCUCAGCAUUCGUGGCACAAUGAACACAGUGGUGAUAUGGAUCUCGACGGCUCACAAUGUGAGCGAUUUAAAUAG
Molecule: messenger RNA, 2142 nt
Organism: Fusarium venenatum
Lineage: Eukaryota; Fungi; Ascomycota; Sordariomycetes; Hypocreales; Nectriaceae
Source: RefSeq, a predicted model, not a curated record